UAGGAAGUAGAAGCAGUACAUGUAGUAACGCACAGUUUAUUCGCAGCCAGGUCUCCGUUGAUAAGCGAUGAAGACAGAAGGCGAUCGAACUGCGAGGAUUUGGGUUACACACGAGAAUUAUAGAGAUUGAUCCAGCUAUGGAGGAGCCCCGCAUGUCAAGUGACACACCAGACUGGCAGUCUGCCACCGACUUCGCCGAGACCAAUUUGGCGAUGUUGACACGCAAGAUUGCUUGUGAUGUCAUUUUUCGAGUUGGAGUUUAUAGGGAGAUAAUCACGGCGCAUAGGUUCAUUCUGGUCAGCAGAAGUUCUGUGUUUUUGUCCAUGUUUUAUGGACCCCUAGCCGAGAAAGAUGAGGUUGACAUCCCAGAGAUUGACACACUGGUGUUUCACAGUUUUCUAAGGUACCUGUACAGUAACUGCGUGGAACUGACCACAGACAACGUUUCUGGGCUGCUGUAUGCUGCAAAGAAGUACUCCGUGAAAUCUCUUAGUGAGAAAUGUGUGAGGUUUUUAGACUCCGCCCUCAAUGCAGAUAAUGCAUGUGACAUCUUAGAGCAUGCGCAUGUCUACAGCGAGGAAGGCCUUGCUGAGGCAGCACUGAGGGUCAUCACUGUCAACGCAUUGGACGUCUUCAAAUCUUCAAGUUUUAAAGAAAUAUCAAGACAUUGUCUGAACAGAAUAUUCAAAUCAGACGAGGUGCGAGCAGACGAAAUGAGCGUGUUCUGUGCUGUCCUCUGGUGGGCAGGGGCAGAAUGCGUGAGGCAGGGAAGGGAGAUAACUCCUGAAUCAAAAUACGAUGUGUUACAAGAUUCUAUCAGCUACGUGCGAUUCCCACUCAUUGGACUGAAGUCGUUUGAAAAGUGCAUUGGGAUAUUAGAUAAAGACUGGCUUAGUCUGCUACGACCGUUCUUUGCCACUAAAAUGGACAUUGAUGACUCUGCCUCUUGUCUGUCAGCGCGGCCUCGUAAACAACCCCCAACCAGAGUAAACCGGUUUCUGACGACAGAAGAAUCACUUUCGUGGACAUUCAAUAGCAAACGGUGUGACGCCAUAUCAUUCUCGUGUGACAGACCGGUAGAACUACUUGGGGUAAUGCUAUAUGGAGCUUUCCCAGCCCGAGACGCAGACGACGUCAUAUCAUAUUCUGUCGAAUGCAGUGUUGAAGAGGAUCUACGACAAGAUUAUCUAUCCCGUACAUUUUUCAAAGGCGGUAAUGUAUUGGAUGGAUCUAAUGUGGAGAAAACAGUUUUGGUUAGUGCCAAAGAAUACUACAUCGAAGUGCUUUUUGCGAACCCCCUGCAACUGUCCAAGGAUUUGAAGUAUACGAUUCUACUGAAUGUUUGCGGACCUGAUUCUAGAAGAGGGUGCAAGGGCCGCUCUACCUGCGUGGAAGAUGAUGUCUGUUGGACGUUUUAUUCGUCGUCAAAGAGCAAGAACAGUACAGACGUGGAGCACGGACAGAUUCCUGGUCUCAUCUACUGUUGUCGGUAAAAAGACAGUCCGCUACUUACUGCCACCAGCUCACUGUUAACUGUUCAUCUGUUACACCAUAACGUUAUUCUGUUAUUAGGAAAUCCUAAUCACCCAGCACCCAUGUCUCCAUAGUUUUAUAUAUCUAUGUGCCAUCGAAAUUGUACCAAAUAAAGAAAUAUUUUAGGCUGUUUCUAUA
This is a messenger RNA of Haliotis rubra (blacklip abalone), 1671 nucleotides long. RefSeq names its product BTB/POZ domain-containing protein 6-like. The record is from RefSeq and is a predicted model, not a curated record. Gene Ontology annotation, cellular component: cytosol. Lineage: Eukaryota; Metazoa; Mollusca; Gastropoda; Lepetellida; Haliotidae. Gene Ontology annotation, biological process: neurogenesis. Gene Ontology annotation, molecular function: protein binding. Bases 138 to 1493 code for a protein of 451 amino acids. The transcript is spliced from 4 exons.